Messenger RNA from Petromyzon marinus (sea lamprey), 2011 nucleotides. RefSeq lists its product as uncharacterized. Lineage: Eukaryota; Metazoa; Chordata; Hyperoartia; Petromyzontiformes; Petromyzontidae. The record is from RefSeq and is a predicted model, not a curated record.
UAAUAGAUGCUGAUGACGUUCCUCCCGUGCGGGGUCCGGCUCUACUCUGAUUGGUCCGUUCAAAGUCUAUGGCGGUUUACGGGCCGGGUUCCGCGCGCGGCAAUUUUCGUGACUCUUCCACACUCGGACCUGGCGGUGAAUAUUUCGUUUACGAGUUUUCAAAGAGUUAGAGUAGCUCCGGAGACGAGGGCAGACCAGACGGCGUGGACAUGGCGCCCAAACGGCGAGCAGUCAAGAAAUCGACACGGGCACAGAAAUCGGGCACGUCCAUGAGCAAUGACGUGACCAGGGAACAUUACAAGGUGAAGCAGGAGAAACUGGCGGGCUUCAUUGCAGACUUUGGCCUGGCAGUUGAGGAGCAUCUGGCCAUGAUAACCAACGUUUUGAAUUCCUACCUCGUUCAAGUGGACAAGGCACACAUCAACCUCCUCAUGAAGGCUCCGGGCUCCUUGUUGAACACAAAUUAUCUCAAGUUGAAAAGUAUUCACAGUGCCUAUUAUAGGAAAGACGAUGCAGUAUCCGACGAUGGGAUUGAUACAACGGGCGAGACGGUAAACAGAUGUCCGGAGCAAUCUUUGGUCGUCAACGCGAAAGCGACAAAAGCGGAGUUGCUGCCUUCCACCAAGGCCGGCGGUGGCCAAGGCUCCAAAUUAAUUUCAACCAUGAAGAGGAGACAAACCAAAAAGGCUACAAACAUCACGGAAAUGAAGACUCGCUUAACGUCCCAGUCGAUGAAGAAGAGGACUUCGGAAAGGCUCUUGAAGGCUCAGGCGACACCGGUUUUGGGCAAAGAGAGGUACCUUGUGCCCAACUCAACCGGCCUGAGCAUGUCCGUAAAGAAGUACCGGCUCAGCUCCAGCAUGACGUGGACAUCGGGCGUGCAAAUCUCACAGAAUGGAGAGCCUUUGAACGAACAGCCCACCAUCAACCUGCCCUUGGCCGACGGUCAGGUCCUGUCAUGUCCUUUGGACACCCCGCUGGAUGAACUGAUUGUGAAUUUGGACAGCAAAUCGCUGCAUACAAUGACACAACUGCGGGAUUAUCUCAACCGCAUCUGCAGCGAAGUCACGGCCAUGACGAGUCCCGAGUCGCGCCCGAGGGUUCCGUAGGGGAUGCCUGCUGUGGCCCGUGGCCAACUCGGAAGAGACAAUAUACUGACACCUCCAUGUAAAGUAAAAAAAAAAAAACGAAUCCGCAGCGAAGCACAAUAUAUCUGCAUUCCGGUGUAACUUGCGUUACAUUGCCUGUGAGCAUCGCCAAGAUUGUCAUUCGGACUGUAUUCGACGCAAUCUGACGCAGUCAUACGGUGUUUAUUUUCGAUUUUAAAACGACCUUUUCCACGCGCAGCGUUGCCGUAGCUUUUCGGAGCUAAGGUAUUGCGAAUGUGGCUAUGGGAGGUGGGAUUUUGCAUUGUGCCGCGUGCAUUGACGCGGCGUGCCCCGUGGCGGUGAGACAGGCCGGCGUGAUGCUGUCUCUUGUCGCACGCAGAGUUGGUUGCAAAAACCUUUGCACGGGCAUGUCCAUUUGUUUUUAGAAGUCUUCCUGUUGGCCCAGUUUAUUGUUGUUGCGAUUAAACAAUGUGUGAAAAUGGUUGAGCUGCGAAUGGCUCCACGUGGCAUUCUAGGACCUGUGUUCUUAAUUCCCGAACCUUAACGCAUCAACGUUACGAUGGGCCUAUGCAAACUUUUCUUUUUUGCAUCGGCGCAUUUCUAAGUCUUAGCAGUGCCCACGGGUGCUUUACACGAUUUAAUAGCGACAACUAAUUUUUAUCUGGUCAAUCGCGUGGGUGAAGUUUUACAAGCAUCUCUCGCGGCUGCGAAGUGGCCAGGAGAAAAGCGGGGCACCAGCUGUAUUCGUUACCCCAUUCCAUGUCCCCGUGUGUUCAUGGAGCGUUUGCCUAUAAUCAUGCCUUGAAAAUCGAAUUGACCAAAUCCAAACUCGGCACUCUUCUUACACACCUGAAAGUAUUGUGACUUUCAUGUUUUUUUUUAAUAAAUUGCAUAAUUGUUUU